AUGUACAAGCGUCAGGAAUAUGUGGAACUUUAUGAGAAGGAUCUGGCCAAAUGGGCGCUGCUACGCAAUGUUAACACUGUGAUGAAACAAAGCACACUGCUGCUGGGCGACUAUGUCUGGUUGGACUUGAAGACCGGUCGGGAGUUUGAGGUGCCGGUCGGUGCAGUGGUCAAACUCUGCGACUCAGGACAGAUCCAGGUGCUGGAUGAUGAAGGAAAUGAGCACUGGAUCUCCCCUCAGAAUGCAACCAACAUCAAGCCAAUGCAUCCCACCUCCAUCCACGGUGUGGAGGAUAUGAUCCGCCUGGGAGACCUCAACGAAGCUGGCAUCCUCCGCAACCUGCUCAUCAGAUACAGAGACAAACUCAUAUAUACAUACACCGGCUCUAUUCUGGUGGCCGUCAACCCCUACCAGCUGCUGCCCAUCUACACGGCGGACCAGAUCCGCCUCUACACCAACAAGAAGAUUGGCGAAAUGCCCCCCCACAUCUUUGCCAUUGCUGACAACUGUUACUUCAACAUGCAGAGGAACAAUCGCGACCAGUGCUGUAUCAUCAGUGGUGAGUCUGGAGCAGGGAAGACCGAAAGCACAAAACUGAUCCUUCAGUUCCUGGCAGCAAUCAGCGGGCAACACUCCUGGAUAGAACAGCAGGUCCUGGAGGCAAACCCUAUACUAGAAGCCUUUGGCAACGCUAAAACGAUCCGCAAUGACAACUCGUCUCGUUUUGGGAAAUACAUCGACAUCCAUUUCAACAAGAGAGGAGCCAUAGAGGGAGCCAAGAUAGAGCAAUACCUGCUGGAGAAAUCCAGAGUCUGUCGACAGGCCCACGAUGAGAGGAACUACCACGUCUUCUAUUGCAUGCUGAAGGGCAUGACUGCAGAGGAGAAGAAGAAACUGGGGCUGAGCAAAGCCACCGACUACACCUACCUGACCAUGGGUAAAUGUACAGUGUGUGAUGGCCGGGACGACCUGAAAGAGUACUCCAACAUCCGCUCUGCAAUGAAGGUACUAAUGUUCACAGACAAAGAGAACUGGGAGAUUUCUAAACUGCUGGCUUCUAUAUUACACAUGGGAAACCUUAGAUAUGAAGCCCGUACCUACGACAACCUGGAUGCCUGCGAGGUUGUCCGUAGCUCUCACCUGACCACUGCUGCUACUCUGCUGGAGGUGGAUGGUAAGGAUCUGAUGAACUGCCUGACCAGCCGAACUCUGAUCACCAGAGGCGAGACCGUCUCCACCCCACUCAGCAUGGAACAAGCUCUGGACGUACGGGACGCUUUUGUUAAGGGAAUUUACGGACGUUUGUUUGUGUGGAUCGUGGAGAAGAUCAAUGCAGCCAUUUACAAGCCCACGUCCUCACAGCCCAAAGCUCUGAGACGCUCAAUCGGACUGCUGGACAUAUUCGGCUUUGAGAACUUCACUGUCAACAGCUUUGAGCAGCUUUGCAUCAACUUCGCCAACGAAAGCCUGCAGCAGUUCUUCGUCCGUCACGUCUUUAAGUUGGAGCAGGAGGAGUACAACCUGGAGCACAUCAACUGGCAGCACAUCGAGUUCACUGACAACCAGGAUGCUCUGGACAUGAUCGCCAUCAAACCCAUGAACAUCAUCUCACUCAUCGACGAGGAGAGCAGGUUCCCCAGGGGCACAGACACCACCAUGCUGAACAAGCUGAACUUUCAGCACAAACUCAACACAUACUACAUUCCUCCAAAGAACAACCACGAGACUCAGUUUGGCAUCCAACACUUUGCUGGUGUGGUUUACUACGAAACAAGAGGCUUCCUGGAGAAGAACAGAGACACUUUAUACGGUGACAUUAUCCAGCUGGUUCACUCGUCCAAGAACAAGUUCAUCAAACAGAUCUUCCAGGCUGAUGUCGCUAUGGGGGCAGAGACCAGGAAACGUUCGCCCACUCUCAGCAGUCAGUUUAAAAGAUCUCUGGAGCUGCUGAUGAGGACUCUGAGCGUCUGCCAGCCUUUCUUCGUUCGCUGCAUCAAACCCAAUGAAUACAAGAAGCCCAUGUUGUUUGACAGGGAGCUGUGUGUGCGUCAGCUGAGGUACUCGGGCAUGAUGGAGACCAUUCGUAUCCGGCGGGCAGGAUAUCCCAUCCGCUACACCUUCGUGGAGUUUGUCGAUCGCUACCGGGUGCUCAUGCCUGGAGUCAAACCGGCGUACAAACAGGAGGACCUGAGGGGAACCUGCCAGAAGAUCGCUGAGGCGGUGCUCGGCAGAGACGAUGACUGGCAGAUGGGAAAGACCAAGAUCUUCCUCAAGGAUCACCACGACAUGCUGCUGGAGAUCGAGAGAGACAAGGCCAUCACUGACAAGGUCAUCCUCAUCCAGAAGGUGGUCCGAGGUUUCAAGGACAGAUCUAACUUCCUGAAGAUGAGGAAGUCGGCUGUGUUGAUCCAGAAGACGUGGAGAGGGUAUCACUGUAGGAAGAACUAUGGAGCUAUGCGAGCGGGCUUCUCGCGCCUCCAGGCUCUAGUUCGUUCCAGGAAGUUGUGUGCGUCGUAUCACGUGGCCCGCCAAAGAAUCACAGGCUUCCAGGGUCGUUGUCGGGGUUAUUUGGUGCGCCGGGCGUUCAGACACCGGCUGUGGGCCGUCAUCACCAUCCAGGCCCACACCAGAGGCAUGAUCGCUCGCCGGCUGUAUAAGAGGCUGAAGGGGGAGUACCGCAGGCGGCUGGAGGCGGAGAAGAUGCGUCUGGCUGAAGAGACCAAACUAAGGAAUCAGAUGUCUGCGAAGAAAGCGAAGGCAGAGGCCGAACGCAAACACCAGGAGCGUCUGGCCCAGCUGGCCAAAGAGGACGCCGAGCGGGAGAAGAAGGAGAAGGAGGAGGCUCGGAGGAAGAAGGAGAUGGUGGAGCAGAUGGAGAAGGCCCGUUUGGAGCCCGUCAAUGACUCCGACAUGGUGGACAAAAUGUUCGGCUUCCUGGGGACGACGGCCUCUUUCCCAGGCCAGGAGGGACAAGCCCCUGCCGGCUUUGAGGACCUGGAGCAGACCCAUCGGGAGCUAGAGGAGGAGGAUCUAGACGAGGCUCUUCCUCUGCCUGAGGACGAUGAAGAGGAGGAUUUAUCGGAGUACAAAUUUGCCAAGUUUGCCGCCACCUACUUCCAGGGCACCACCACGCACACCUACGUCCGACGGCCUCUCAAACAGCCUCUGCUGUUCCACGACGACGAGGGAGACCAGCUGGCUGCUCUUGCGGUGUGGAUCACAGUGCUGAGGUUCAUGGGAGAUCUGCCGGAGCCCAAGUACCACACGGCCAUCAGCGAUGGAAGCGAGAAGAUCCCCGUCAUGACCAAAAUCUACGAGACGCUGGGAAAGAAGACCUACAAGAGAGAGCUGCAGGCACUGCAGGGGGAGGGGGAGACGCCUCACGCUGACAGCCACAAGAAGAACAGUGUUCGACACAAACUAGUGUCUCUCACCCUGAAGAAGAAAUCCAAGAUCACUGAGGAGGUCACCAAGCGCCUUAACGAUGGUGAGUAUGGUCUCCACGGCAACAGCAUGUUGGAGGACCGGCCAACAUCCAACCUGGAGAAACUUCACUUCAUCAUUGGCAAUGGCAUCCUGAGACCAGCACUGAGGGAUGAGAUCUACUGUCAGAUCUGUAAGCAGCUGAGUCAGAACCCGUCUAAGAGUUCUCACGCUCGCGGCUGGAUCCUCAUCUCUCUGUGUGUCGGCUGCUUCGCCCCUUCGGACAAGUUUGUCAAGUACCUGAGGAACUUCAUCAGCAGCGGGCCGCCGGGUUACGCUCCAUACUGUGAAGAGAGGCUGAGACGAACAUUUGUCAACGGGACGAGAACACAACCUCCGUCCUGGUUGGAGCUGCAGGCCACCAAGUCGAAGAAGCCCAUCAUGCUGCCGGUGACGUUCAUGGACGGCACAACAAAAACACUGCUGACAGACUCGGCCACCACAGCCAUGGAGCUCUGCAGCGCCCUGUCCGACAAAAUCAACCUGCAGGACCGAUUCGGGUUCUCGCUCUACAUCGCACUGUUUGACAAGGUCUCCUCUCUAGGCAGCGGGAACGACCAUGUGAUGGACGCCGUGUCGCAGUGCGAGCAGUAUGCGAAGGAGCAGGGAGCCCAGGAGAGGAACGCCCCCUGGAGGCUGUUCUUCAGGAAGGAGAUCUUCACGCCCUGGCACAGCCCCGUCGACGACCAGGUCGCCACCAACCUCAUCUACCAACAAACUGUCAGGGGCGUUAAGUUUGGAGAGUACCGCUGCGACAGGGAUGACCUGGCAGAACUGGCCUCUCAGCAGUAUUACGUUGACUACGGUUCAGAGAUCCUUCUGGAGCGCCUGCUGAGCCUCAUCCCCUCCUACAUCCCUGACAGAGAGAUCAGCACCUCCAGGACGGUGGAGAAAUGGGCUCAUUUAAUCAUGGCUGCACACAAAAAGGGCAUCUACACCCAGAAGAGGUUUGACCCUCAGAAGGUGAAGGAGGAAGUGGUGGACUUCGCUCGCCACAAAUGGCCUCUGCUUUUCUCUCGCUUCUAUGAAGCCUUCAAGUUCUCAGGUCCCAGUCUGCCCAAAAACGACCUGAUCGUCGCCGUCAACUGGACCGGGGUUUACUUUGUAGACGAGCAGGAGCAGGUCCUCCUCGAGCUCUCCUUCCCAGAAAUCAAUGCAGUUUCCAGCAGCAGGGGAGGAAAGUUACAGAGUCAGAGUUUCACUUUGGCAACCAUCAAAGGAGAAGAGUACACCUUCACCUCCAACAAUGCAGAGGACAUCCGCGACCUGGUGGUGACCUUCCUGGAAGGCCUGAGGAAGAGGUCCAAGUUUGUGGUCGCACUGCAGGACAACCCCAACCCCACUGGGGAGGAGUCCACAUUCCUGAGCUUCCUGAAGGGAGACCUCAUCCUGUUGGACCAGGACACCGGCGAACAGGUACUCAACUCUGGUUGGGCACACGGUGUUAACGGACGAACCAAUCAGAAAGGAGAUUUCCCAGCUGACUGCGUCUAUGUCCUGCCCACCAUGACCCGACCGCAGCAAGAAAUAGUGGCACUGGUAACCAUGACACCGGACCAGCGACAGGAGUCGGUUCGUGUUUCGCAGCUCGUCCUGCCGGAGAGCGAUGACAGGAUGAAACCCUACACACUGGAGGAGUUCUCCUAUGACUACUUCAGGCCUCCUCCCAAACACACCCUGAGCAGGGUGAUGGUCACUAAGAAUCGUGGGAAGGACAAGAUGUGGAGCUGCACCAGAGAGCCACUGAAGCAGCCGCUGCUGAAGAAGGUCGUCAACCACGAGGAGCUGGCGCAGGACGCCUGCAUGUCCUUCAUAUCUUUGAUGAAGUACAUGGGAGACUACCCGUCCAAACGGACGCGCUCCGUCAACGAAUUGACAGAUCAGAUCUUUGAAGGAGCACUGAAGGCCGAACCUCUGAAAGACGAGAUCUACUGUCAGAUCAUCAAACAGCUCACUGACAACCACGUCAAGUACAGUGAGGAGAAAGGCUGGGAGCUGCUGUGGUUGUGUACUGGUCUGUUUCCUCCAAGUAACAUGCUGCUGCCGCACAUCCAGCGCUUCCUCCAGUCCAAGAAACACCACCCGCUCUCUGGAGACUGCAUGCAGAGGCUGCACAAAGCUCUACGUAACGGAUCCAGGAAGUACCCCCCCCAUCUGGUGGAAGUGGAGGCCAUCCAACAUAAGACAACUCAGAUCUUCCACAAAGUUUACUUCCCUGACGAUACAGACGAGGCAUUUGAGGUGGAGUCCAGCACCAAAGCCAAGGAUUUCUGCCAGAACAUUUCAACCAGACUGCUGCUCAAAUCUCCUGAAGGCUUCAGCCUCUUCGUCAAGAUCUCAGACAAGGUGAUCAGUGUGCCAGAGGGAGAUUUCUUCUUUGACUUUGUCAGACAUUUGACUGACUGGAUCAAGAAAUCUAGACCAGCUAAAGAAGGAAUCGUUCCCUCUCUGACUUAUCAGGUGUUUUUCAUGAAGAAGUUGUGGACCAAUACAGUUCCAGGGAAGGACUCCUUUGCUGACUCCAUCUUUCACUACUACCAGGAGCUGCCUAAGUACCUCCGUGGCUACCAUAAGUGUUCACGAGAAGAGGUUUUCCAAAUAGCAGCUCUCAUCUAUCGUGUGAAGUUUGAAGAUGACAAAUCCCACUUUCCUACAAUUCCCAAGAUGCUUCGGGAGCUGGUUCCCCAGGAUCUAAUUCGCCAGAUGUCCCCGGAUGACUGGAAAAGGUCAGUGGUUGCAUACUUCAACAAGCACGCCGGUAAAUCAAGAGAAGAAGCCAAACUGAUGUUCCUAAAGAUCAUCUACAAAUGGCCAACCUUUGGCUCCGCCUUCUUUGAGGUCAAGCAAACCACAGAGCCCAACUUCCCAGAGAUCCUGCUGAUCGCCAUCAACAAGCAUGGAGUCAGUCUCAUCGACCCGAAGACGAAGGACAUCCUGACCACUCACCCCUUCACCAAGAUCUCCAACUGGAGCAGUGGAAACACCUACUUCCACAUCACCAUCGGCAACCUGGUCAGAGGAAGCAAACUGCUGUGUGAGACCUCGCUGGGCUACAAAAUGGACGACCUGCUGACCUCCUACAUCAGCCAGAUGCUGACCACUAUGAACAAGCAGCGCUCUGGGCGGGGCCACAGCAAGUGAACUUCUUACUGGCAGGAAGCCGCCGAGCUCAUCCGGCUCUUGCGCCCUAUUGGCCAGCACUGCAGCUGGGGGCGGACCUUUGCCCACCAGCUGUGGAGGAUGAGCCGCAGUCCUUCUGCUAGCUCAGAAGGUUCAAAGCUUACCGGGGAAAUUUCGUCUUCCAGCAGCGACGACCCCGGCGAAGGCCCCAGCAACUACCACCUCUACAACUAUGAUGAAGAUGAGGAUGAGCCGUCCAGCGAGGAUGACUACCUCUGAACUCUCCGUCCAGCAGGUCAGGAUUCAACAGUCAGACCUUCUUGUACAGAAAUACAUACUGCUGUCAUGUUAACUUUAUUUGGCUGAUUCAGAUUAAACUGAUGAGACUCCGUAAAACACCUUUCAUAAAUGUUUACUGCCUGAAUGUUUGAACAUUUUAAGGACUUUGCUACCUAAAAGUACAUCAGUAAACUAAGCUGUGAUUAGAUAUUAUACAUUUAUGAACUACAAGAGAGACUGGUGGACUACAGAAGCUAGGAAGCUCAUCGACUCAUAAUGGAAGUACAGCUGCCUGACUCGCUUUUAAAUAUUACAGCCAUGUCCCUUGUCUGUUAUAGUUUGUUCAUUGGAUUAAAUUCAAAGUGGCAGAAAAGAGAAAACCACCCGCACCACCUCGCUUCGUCCUCACAGCAGCCAGGAGGCUGAGUGUAGAAGCAGCCCCAGGGAACGGUGUAGCCUCAGUUAGCAGUUAGCUGCAGUUCAGCAUCGGCAAACUCCCUGAUGCUGCCGUUACAAGGUCCAGUAGCCGCUGUGACUGCUGGGCUGGUCUUGUUCUGGCUGAGCUCAAGUCUCCUCUGACUUCUCUCUUCCCCCGGCGGGCUGUUCUCCUUGCUGCGCUGCCACCGGGAAGACGAGACGAAUAUCCGGGUCGUUUUCUAGUUUCUGCCACUUUGGAUUUAGUAACUAACUAACGUAAUGUCACACAGACUACAGCCCCGGUUAACAUCAGCGCUCAGUAAACACAGAUGAUCAGCUCCACCUGAAGAUUAUAAGACAGCAGAUGUUUUCUGACCGGCUCUCACAGUUUCAGCAGUUUGGUCGACUGUUGGUAUUCUUGUCCACUGACUGGCUGACAGGCUUUACACAGUAAAUGUAAAACAUAAUAUAAAGAAUAAAUAAAAAUACAAUAAAUAUGCCAAACUACUACAACACAAAUAUGAACAUUAGAGAUUGUAUGGACCCAGUUUAGAGGUGAAAUACUGCCCCUUAUUUCUUUGGAGCAGGUGGCUCGGAAUUACACAUUGAACCUUUAAUGUCAAUAGAUACGUGUACUUAAUAUUAAUUAUAGGCCCUAUUUUCACUACUGGUUGUCCAUCUUUAUUUGACUUAUAUGAUUGUGAAAAGGAUAUUAAAUUAAAUUAUAUGUGGUAUUUAAAAAGUCUUACAUUUAAUUUGGCGAACACUGCAGAAGCCAUCGCUAACCUCCAAGAGUUAGCAUGCUAAUGUUAGCCUUCAACUUAAAGGACAGCUUAGAAAUUAAGGUAAGAGCACUCAACUCAGAAUGUAAACAUGUUUUAUUUGGCAACUUGACCUUCCCUGUGGCACCAUUCUGUGGAUAGAUGUUUUUUUUGUCUCACCACCAAAAAGGAUUUAAAAAUAUCAAAGUUUUCAUCCAUACUAUUGUGGUUUUGUUUCGUGUGUGUUUAUUUAACAUUUAAUGUUCCUGUAGUGAGUAUCACUACAGGAACUCACUUUAGUGAAGCUAUAGACAUUUAGUCUCGUUACUUUUUUGCCUAGUGCAUCUUGAAAUACUGACAAAGUCAUAAAGUCAUAAAGUUAUGUUCUUUCUUAGAUACAGUAUUGGAUGUAAUUUUCUUGCAGAAAACAAGGUCAGAAACAGUUUUUCUUGUUCUUUCUUAUUGUUGGUUUUAAGAGUUAAUCUUUUCAUCACUUUAUUUGGGUUUAGAAAAACAUUUAUCUAUUUCUCUGGCCUUGGAACCAAACAGUGUAAGUGAAGUGGCGUUAAGGGACCUGAUCUCAUGUAUUUAAAACUGUGAAACACUACAAACAGACCUGUGGGGUGUUUUGGGUCCCAGACCAUAGCUUUGCUAUGUGUGGUCUAUACUGUGUGACAGUUUACAUUGGGGUUUUGUUUUUUAAUACUUAAUUCAUGUAAAUUAAUUUAUGUUUAAACCUCUUCUGUUUUGUUUAAUGUUGUAGAUUAUUAUCAGUUGUGUUUAGUUUUACAUUUCAUGCCUUAAUCGUUUCUCUUUCUGUUGAGACUGCAUUAACCAGCAUUCCCGUGGAGUGCAGCUGCUGUUCUGAUGGGGCUUUUAUAACAUUUCUGUAGUUUGACAAAAAUAAUCUUAACUCCAGGUCCACUUUGGUCCAGCUUUUCCACUUUGGUUUUCAGUAUUAAACAUUUGGUCAUGUGAUAAUAGAUAUUCACAUCCUACACAGAUGUUAAGUAUACAGUAGUAUCCACUGAUGAAAACCAUGAGAUGCAGCCAAAAAGCACUGGAAAAAGCUCGUAAGACUAUGUUGUCUACUCUCACCCCUUUUUUAUUGUUGUUCCAAAUGUAAUUUGUCUUAAUAAGUUCUUUAGUUUGCAGAUGCAUUUAUAACUAAAGGUUUAGAAUAUUUGUGUUAAAAAGGAAUUUUCCACAUCACACUUUUUUCAGCACAGUUGCCUAAAAUUGUCCUAUUUACUAAGAAACUUAAAUGUCUAAGUGUAAGCAAGUCAUUACACAUAAAAUGUACUUCACAGAUCUCCCAAGACUGCCAGUGUAGUGCAUUAAAACAACUUGAACUACUAAGAGAACACAUACCUCCCUCACCGAGGCUGAGCUAUAAUAUAAAAUGUUUGAAAUAUUUUUCAUCUGUAUCUGGACCUGCGACAAAAUACACAGUGUUGAACAAUCAUGAAAUCAAAUCAAAAAGUGCAGUAGCUCAUGAGAAGAAGAAAUCCUUAAAGAUACUUCCUGGAUCUUGAUUGGGAUCCUGGGUUGUUGUGUGAAAAGCUGCUCAGAGUGAAAUGUAAGUUUAAAGUGAGUCACAUUGUUUUGUCCUUUGGAGGGGUUAACUUUAGCUUCUUCAUACAAAGCCUCCAUUACAUUUUCACACUACAUGUCAUUUAGCAGACGCUCUUAUCCAGAGCGACUUACAGUGAACUAACUACAGCUCAGGGUUAAGUACAUUGCUUCCUUGUUGUAUUGGGAAGCCGUAGCACUAGACCACUAGACCACCACCACCACCCAUUCCUACAUUUCACUAAGGAUGUUUUACUCAUAAGUCAAACAUCAGGAUCAUUGUUAAGAUAACUUUUAUACAUUUGUCCUUUAAACAUUUCUCACAGAUUUCACACAAAUAACUAACCUUUUGUUCAAUAAGACACGCAGGGCAGGUCAGUUGUUUUCCCCAGAAGACAGAAUAUCUGCUGUAAAACUAGAUAAACAUUUUUUAAUAUUUGAAAUACACUCACCCGGUGGCCUUACCUCCACUAUGGUUGCAUUAAAAACAGACAUCCAGUUGUUUAUUCUGUCGUGGCACAGAUCUGAUUUUUGCCUGGGUUUAUUUCCUCGCUUUAACACUUUGUGGCACAGCUAAGCAAACAUCUUACUGAUCAAUACAUGACUAUUGCAUCGUCAAAGUCCAAAAGCAAAUUCAGUUUAGCUUUGAAAAGAUUAGCAAGUUAUUAUAAAAUUAUAAAAUGUUAACUAUAAAACUGAUGUUAUAAGUAACUCUUUAAAUACAAACGUGUUAAGGCUUGAGAAGAAAUGCCCGGACUUUUGCACGUUUGUCAAAAAGAGAAAAACAUGUUACUUUGUGUUGAUUAAUAAAAUAAAACAAUCUGAUCCGUGCCACAAGGGUCUAGACAUUUUUCCUUAUUAUUUUCCUUCAUUGUUUCGGGGAAACUCAGGCAUGUUUGUGUGAAGGUGUUUCUUUUUAUGUGUCAUGUCUACUUGUUGAUGUAACAAAGCCUUCAUCCAUUAACCUGCACUGGUUUUGUUGUGUCCGUAUGAUGAACAAAUACACUGGUAUUUUAACAGUGCCAACCAUUUCAUUUGAUACCUUUAUGUCCAGUUUGUUGUUUUUCUUUGUGGACUAAUGCAAACUUGUGUUUUUGCCUGUUGCUUUUUAAUUGUGUUAUUGUCUAUGAUUGUGUAACCGGUCUCUUGACUUCCUGUAGUGUUUUCAUGCUCUGUGUCAUGUGUGCUUUCACUUUUGUAUAAAACAUUAAAGAAAUGUGUUUUGACUUGA
Cottoperca gobio is the source of this 10863-nucleotide messenger RNA. It is a transcript of the gene myo7aa, whose product is annotated as myosin VIIAa. The record is from RefSeq and is a predicted model, not a curated record. Gene Ontology annotation, cellular component: cytoskeleton; myosin complex. Gene Ontology annotation, molecular function: ATP binding; protein binding; cytoskeletal motor activity. Lineage: Eukaryota; Metazoa; Chordata; Actinopteri; Perciformes; Bovichtidae.